CGUGGUAUGCCAUGGUAUACAGCCAAGAUCGCGUUCUCCUUGUAGAUGACUUCCCCUCGCUCAACCGGCAAUCCACGGUGUCGCGUCUGCUUUCGGCACCAUCUCCGAGUUUCCGACAGAUAUUACCAGUCUCAUGGAUCAAACCGUGGAUCCGUGCACCGACUUCAUUUCGUAUUCAUGCGGGACGUGGUACAAUAAGACCACCCUCCAUAGCAAAGCCACAAUCAAUAUGUUCACCGUGAUUGCCGCUGCGGCGGACAAGGUGAUCGAAAAGUUGUUUAACGCCAAGCUGCCUAAACUCGCCGAGUUCUAUGACUCAUGUAUGAACACUGACACAAUAGACACCUUGGGCUUGGCUCCCAUCGAAGCCCACCUCAAGGCGAUCCGCAGCGCCAACUCUACCGUCGAAGCUAUCUUUCGCGGCGCGGCCAUCUCCAACGCCACCGGCGUGAAUCUGUUCGUGAAGUUGUCGAUCUGGCCCGACGACGCCGACGUCACCCGCAACAUCUUGAGUGCCGAACACCCGGGAUCGCCGUUUGGCCGAGAAUAUUUCCACGAACCAUUGUGGGCCGAUGUUGAAAAGCCGUACCGUAAAUACCUUGCCACGAUCUUCACGCUGGCCGGCCACGCGGAGGUGGAGGCGGCCAUUGAUGUCGUGAUUGAUUUUGAACGCCUCUUUGCCGGGGUAGUUCUGUCCAAUCGCAGGCUCCAAUCGGCCGUGACGUCCGACAACAUCCAGUUGUCGCUCAGCGCCGCCAACGCGUCGUAUCCAUUGGGGGUAGGUCUCCAAUUGCAAGCGUUUGGGUUCGACGUCGGCGAAGGGUCCAACACGACCACAGUCGUUUUGAGGAACAUCCGUUAUUUAGAUGGCAUAGAAGGGCUUCUCCCGUCUUGACCGUCGACAGCCUCAAGACCAUUAUCGAGUACAAAGUGCUCGACUUCAACGCGCCGUUCCUGUCAACACCGUUUGUGGAAGCACACUCGAACUUCUUUAAGAUUAAAAAUGGCCUCAAAGUACCCCCGUCGCGGGCCAUGAUCUGCCGCACUCAGGUGCAGACAUCCAUGGGCGAACUACUGGGCUCGUACUAUCUCAAGGAAGUGUGGACAACCGAUACUGCCGCGUUCGCCGACUCGCUCGUGCUGAAGCUGAAAGCGGCCUUCAAGACCGAACUGGAAAGUGCGGGGUGGCUCGAUGACACAACUCGGGCCAACUGCACGACCAAGAUGUCCAAGCUCGCCCAACUCUUGGGGGGGCCUAAGAACCCCAAGACGUACCCCACCUUGACGUUUGACCCCAAGGCUUACAUUGCCAACCUGAACAAGGUGUCUGCGUUCGACACUGCGUUCAAACUAGCUCAGAUCGACACUGCCGUGGACAAGCAGAUUUGGGUGGAUACACCUGCGUAUGACGCGAAUGCGGGGUACCAUGAGGCGACAAACACGCUCUUGUUUCCCGCCGCCAUCUGGCAGCCCCCGUUCUACUAUGCCAAGGCGGACCCGUCCGUGAACUAUGCCGCCAUUGGCAGUACCAUCGGCCACGAAAUCACCCACGGCUUCGACAUCGACAGCGACGGCAAAAUUAAUCUGUUGUGGACUGCUAACGUGACGAAAACGUUCGACGAAAAAGCCAAGUGCUUCAUCGAGCAGUAUGGGUCCAUGGACGUCAAGAGCGAGCUCACGGGUGAUUUUCUCGGCAAGUUGGACGGCAAAUUGACACUGCGGGAAACUAUCGCCGACAAUGGGGGCCUCAACACUGCGUACCGGGCGUACCGGGACUACGUGCACGCUGAGGCCGAAGCCACCAAAUACACCAAGGAAACAGGCAAAAAGAUGUUUUGGAUCUCGCACGCCCAAUUGCAGUGCGCAAAGAACAGCGACGAGUACCUCCAGUAUCUGCUCACCCGCGAACACCCCCCUGGUCGCUACCGCUUCAUCGGGUCAGUUCAAAACUCGGUCGAUUUUGCCAAGGCGUUCAACUGUCCUGUGGACUCGCCCAUGAACCCGACCAAGAAGUGUGUUUUGUGGGAAUAGAUUUAUAAACUCGAUGAAUGCUUCCAAGUGAUGUAAAUCAAGAGGUGGUUUUGGCAC
Messenger RNA from Aphanomyces astaci, 2088 nucleotides. RefSeq lists its product as hypothetical. Gene Ontology annotation, biological process: protein processing. The record is from RefSeq and is a predicted model, not a curated record. Gene Ontology annotation, cellular component: plasma membrane. NCBI's taxonomy places the organism in Eukaryota, Oomycota, Saprolegniomycetes, Saprolegniales, Verrucalvaceae. The transcript has a single exon. The coding region runs from base 1033 to 2031 and encodes 332 amino acids. Gene Ontology annotation, molecular function: metalloendopeptidase activity.